Molecule: messenger RNA, 3528 nt
Organism: Aspergillus fumigatus Af293
Lineage: Eukaryota; Fungi; Ascomycota; Eurotiomycetes; Eurotiales; Aspergillaceae
Product: NACHT and Ankyrin domain protein
Exons: 6
Coding region: 1-3528 (1175 amino acids)
Cellular component (GO): cytoplasm
Molecular function (GO): protein binding; ATP hydrolysis activity
Source: RefSeq, a predicted model, not a curated record
AUGGAUAAGAGCAGAGUCGAACGGAAUGCACGAAUGACCGUCCGGACCAUCCGAGAAGAUCUCGCCCAAGUGGCCCAAUCCACACGAAUCGUCAUCCGCUGUCUGAGUAGCGGUCGCGAUGCUCAUGAUUCGGCGGCAAAGGCUCUUUCAGUGUUAAUAGACAUCCUAGAUUGUCUACACCGGGUCAGAGACCAGAUCAGCUGGGGCGAGGAGAAAUGGCUCGUGGAACCCGCCCGGCUCAACGCCCUCGCCGAGGUGAUCGUAUGGUUUGGGACCACGCUCAGGUCUAUCGAGUUCUACUUCCAGCCAGGCGGUGUGAGUGUGUACUACUUUAGGAAGCAUCUACUCGGCGGCACUUUUCUUCCGCGUCUGGAGCAGUAUAAGAUCCUACUGUUGCUGGCGAUGCAGCCUGAUUCGAGUGAGCGGGCUUCUCUGGAUCGAGAGAUCAGAAACAAUCUUAGGAUGUGUCAGGAUGUGGAAUCUGGACCUAAAGUCGACCUACAAUUCGAGGAAGAUGCCCUUGGUAUCACAAGUCGGUUAUCUUCAGAGCACUUCAUCACUCUCGCAGAUUUAUGCAAUCGACGACUUCAAGGAACUGGUCGCUGGAUCUUAGACAAUCCGCAAUACAAACAAUGGCUCCUGGGCUCUUUCCGGACAUUGUACUGUGUUGGUCCUCCCGGCGUGGGAAAGACCUUCAUAUCUUCUGUUAUCAUCGACUCCCUACAGAGGACUUUCACUUCUCCCAACGUUGCAACGGUGUUCGUCUUUUGUCAAGACGAGAAGGAGAAGGAACAAACAUCCUUGGAUCUUCUCCAAAACAUCCUCGCGCAACUCGUUUAUCGUAAACGCAGUCUUUCCUACGCGACUUCGUCUCUUUAUUAUUCUGAGUCGCUGACGAAAGGGAGAGCGUCACCCAAAGCCUACCAGAAUGCUAUUCGCGCUGAGGUGAAUCGAUUUUCAAAAGUCUUCUUCAUCGUUGACGGCCUGGACGGGUUCUCCGACAAAGAGCGUAUCCUGACUCGACUUCAGAAGCUUCCCGAGCAAGCACAACUGCUUGUCACCUUGCGAGAGAUAAAUCAGAUUGAUAGUGAUUCGGGAUAUGUGAGAGUCGUGCCCUCACCAGAAGAUCUCCAACUCUACGCUCUAUCUCGGAUACAGAACGACCCAGGUCUUAAGAGCCUCUGUAAUGACGGGCCUGCCGGCGUUGAAAUGUGCCAAGAGGUUGUCCGCUUGGUGAUGGAAAAAAGCCAUGGUGUAUUCCUCUUAGCGAAGAUACAUCUGGACCUACUGGCGAGAUAUACAGAUAAAAGUCUGCUUGAAAGGGCUGUUAUGCAUCUACCAGAGAGCUUGAGCGAGGCAUAUGGUGAGGCAAUGAAACAGGUUGUGAGCCAGAAUCCAACUGCCACUCGCCAUGUAUACUGGACAUUGUAUGCCUAUCGGCCACUCACUGUCGCAGAACUCAAGGCUGCUACUCAAAGCAAGAUUGCUAGUGAAGACAAAGAUGAAUUAGUCAGUUUUGAGCAGUCUUUGCAGACCCAGAGCGCAGGCCUUCUGACGGUGGAUGCCGUGACGGGCACCGUUCGCUUCGUACAUAAGACUGCAAAGGAAUACUUAAAUGGAACAGCGGCUCGUGUAUUCUUCCCCUCUGCUCAAAGAGAUAUUGCGGAGGUUUGUCUUACGGCAAUCAUCCCGGAUGAGGUUGUCGACGACUGCUACUAUAUCGGAGGGACCACUCCUCGCAACUCGAGCGGCGGCUUCCUCAGCUACGCCGCCACAUACUGGGGCUAUCAUGCGCGCGAGGUAACAGAAGACGAACAAGCAAUCCAGGUGUUGAUCAAGACAUUUCUCAACAAACUCCUCUGGAGGCGACCCCCUAUCAAGGGUUUGAUCAGGAACAAGUGUUUGCCAACUGAGCUGGGCCUGGGAAAAUAUCCCGAUGACUGGAGUGCGCUGCAUAUCCUAUCCUUUUUCGGUAUUUCUGGUAAGUUCAAGCGCCUGUUGGUGCAAGGCGCUCAAAUCGAUGCCAACGACAACUCGCUGAAAAUCACGCCCUUGCACUGUGCUGCCUAUCGAGGCAAUGAUGAAAUGGUAGACUUUCUGCUUGAAAACGGCGCUGAUGGCAAUGCAACCACCAAUAAUGGCAGCACGGCAUUACACCUCGCCACGGAGCGCGGGAAUAGAAAGUCGAUGAAGUUGUUGCUUUCACGACAUGUCAAUGUACAAGUCGCCAAUGAAAAGGGCGAAACUGGGCUGCAGGUGGCUGUUGGUACCACAGCCGACGAAGCGACCGUUCCCUUACUCAUCAAGAACAAGGUGGACGUGAAUAUUAGAAACAUUCGUACUGGUGACACGGCUCUCCAUCUAGCUGUCGAAUGGAAAAGGCCUCGAAUAAUUCUUUUCCUUCUUGAUAAGGGCGCAACAAUUGAUAUGACAAACGAGGAUGGCUUUACACCCCUGCAACUAGCCGCGAAACUGGACAACUGCGAGGCAGUUGCGUUGCUCCUUCAGCGUGGUGCCCAGGUCGAAGCGCGGUCUCUCUCCGGGCUCACAGCUUUACAACUAGCAGCCCAUGAAGGUCACUGGGUUGCAUUUGACCUGUUGCUUAUCGGUGGUGCCGACAUCAACUCUUGGAAUAAGGAGGGUGAAACCUUGCUUCACGAAGAAGCGAGGAAGUCUCGCAACGUAUCAACUGCCGCAAAGCUACUCGCCCAAGGGGCAAAUAUCGAAGCUCGUACGUCACAAGGCUAUACACCGCUCCAGUGUGCAGCCAUUUCAGGAAACCUAAACAUGUUCAAGUUCCUGCUCAGCAAGGGAGCCAAAAUAGACGUGGAAACGGCAAAAGGCGAGUCCCUGCUUCAUAUUACUCCACCAAUAAACAAUGACUGUCUCGAAAUCCUCAAGAUUGCCCUCGACCAUGGUCUCGAUGUGAAGGCGAUCUCCAGUCAGGGUUGGAUGCCGCUACACCAGGCAGUGUAUAUAGGGACAGGCGUGUCAGACCUUGCCUUCGAUAAGACCUCUGACUAUAUCAUUCUUCUCUUGAGUUAUGGAGCAGACAUCAAUUGUCAGACUACUUCGGCUUACGCGGAGACCGCGCUUCAUCUGGCAGUCAUGGCCAUCAACCCGAACACAUCUCUGGUAUCGCUCCUUCUAAAACUCGGCGCCGACAUCAACGCCAUGACCAACGAAGGAAAAACUCCCCUUCAUCUUGCUGCCGAACGCGGCCGAGAAUCAAUCUUUCGAGUCCUCAUCCAGGCGGGCGCUGACAUAUCCCUGGAAGUGCCAGACAGUGCGAAAGCGAUUGAUGGGCGUGGCACGGGCGGCGGAAACACUGCCCUUGACCUAGCACGCAAGAAUCCUUUCAAUGCUCUGUGGCUGGACGAUCAUGGUCAGCUCCGCCCAGAGCCAAAAGUCAAGCGACGAGACAGCGUCGAGACUAUCAUCGAGGAGGAAUUCAAUGAUGAUGUUUCGGAGGAUGAGACAGGCGAGUCGACGCUCGUUGGGAGCGAUCAGCCUUAUAUUUUGGUUUAG